This is a messenger RNA of Musa acuminata subsp. malaccensis (wild Malaysian banana), 1029 nucleotides long. Its product is annotated as non-specific lipid transfer protein GPI-anchored 13. Gene Ontology annotation, biological process: lipid transport. The record is from RefSeq and is a predicted model, not a curated record. Lineage: Eukaryota; Viridiplantae; Streptophyta; Magnoliopsida; Zingiberales; Musaceae. Gene Ontology annotation, molecular function: lipid binding.
UAAAAGCCAUUGUUGUUGCCGCCACUCCCUUCUCACUCUUCCUUUCCCCUAGGGAACGGCUGGGGCAUGACCACAGCAACUGCACGCCUCUCAGUGUAGUCCUCUCAUGGCGGCCAACUCCCCCUCCUCUUCCUCCUUCAGCUCACUUCUGCUGCUGGUCCUCCUGGCCUUGAGCUUCGUGAUCCGCCCUGCCAGCUCCGACACCGCGAGCGACCUCCAGGAGUGCGGCAGCCAGUUGAUCGGGUUGCAGACGUGCAUCCCCUACGUGGAGGGGACGGCGCAGGCGCCCACGCCGGACUGCUGCACCGGCCUGAAGGACGUCGUCGCGAAGAGCCCCAAGUGCCUCUGCAUCCUGGUGAAGGACCAUGAUGACCCCCAGCUGCCCAUCAAGAUCAAUCUAACCCGCGCUCUCGCCCUGCCCAAGGCAUGCAACACCCCCGUCAACAUCUCCGCUUGCCCGAAGCUGCUGAACCUGCCACCGAACUCGAAGGAAGCCGAGAUCUUCAAGCAGGCAGGGAGCGCAGCUCAAGCCAACGCCACCGCCACCACGUCUCCUCCCUCCACGCCUGCGAGCGACGGUGGCAGCAGCAGCAAUCACUCAAGGUGGAGAGGGUGGGUGGCAAUGGAAACUGUGGUGGGCUGUGUUCUUUAUACUGUGAUGCACCUUCUUCUGGUCUCCACUUGACCAAAAAACAGAACAAGAGCACUCCAACAACAUCCAGUACUUGCUGCUGCUUCCUCUAGUUCGUGCGCCUCCCUUUCUUGCCGUCUCCAUCAUUUGCUUCCUCAAAACCAUGUUCUUGUGAGUGUGGUUGAUGGUAGAACUGAAGGCCUCAGUGGUCAUAAGUUAGUCUUCCAUGACAUGUACCUCAGACUUUGAGCAUAUCUGUACCUUUGAAAAUAAUCAUUUAUUGUGUGGAGUUAACGUUAACAAGAUGGUACAUCUCAUCACCACAGUUAAACAUAGGAUUACAGAGUCAUAAAGCUCUUGUCGAAGGAUCAAAGGUGUGAAAUCCCAUUUGACUUCCA